Messenger RNA from Funneliformis mosseae, 436 nucleotides. NCBI's taxonomy places the organism in Eukaryota, Fungi, Glomeromycota, Glomeromycetes, Glomerales, Glomeraceae. The record is from the annotation of a GenBank genome assembly.
AGUUCCUAACGGAGGUGUUAUUGUUAACCCUCCAUUGAACAUUAUGGUUAAUUCAGCUCACUAUCGACCACGUGGAAGAGGAAGACCGGCAUCAGCUGAUAUUGCUAUAUACCCAACUCCUCGUAGACCUUCCCGACAUCGUGAAAUUCCUCCAGUUGAUAAAACAGGAAGACCCCACGCACGAAUAAUGUGCGAAAUUGCAGUGUCCCAAAAGUAUGAUGGCCGGAAAGGUUGGAAUGCAAAGUGUUGUCGUUGGAUGCGACAGGAAUACGUAAGAUGUGUAUUCGGAGUUAAAAUUUAUAAUCCAAGAGCUACAAGAAAUACGAACGGACAGUUUGAUCGGUGUAUGAUUGCCAGACUCUGGACACGUCAUGCAACACCAAUACCAGGAACACACAUAGCAGUACCAGGACAGUCAGGAGUAUAUUAUGAAGAA